This is a messenger RNA of Colletotrichum scovillei, 1044 nucleotides long. RefSeq lists its product as uncharacterized. Lineage: Eukaryota; Fungi; Ascomycota; Sordariomycetes; Glomerellales; Glomerellaceae. The record is from RefSeq and is a predicted model, not a curated record. The transcript is spliced from 2 exons. Bases 1 to 1044 code for a protein of 347 amino acids.
AUGGAUCAAGCCUACGAAACAGAUGCUAUGGUCAUCUGGAAAAAGUGUAUACACCAGGUCAGCCAAGAAGAUGCCUUGGUGAUCGCCGUGGUCCAUCCCAAGCAGGAACAGCGUGUGAAGGACAGUAGACGUAGCAUGCCUAACUCGACAUGCGCUCGACGCAUCUUCAUCUGCGGACCGAGCGCACUCCAAGAUACCAUUGAGCAAGAGGUCAACAAUAAACGUCGCUCUCAAUUCACGCAACUUCACAUCGUCGUCAGCUCUGCCAUCGAAUCAAUCUACUGUCAGGUCACCUCCGUCAUCAAGGAGUUCACCGUUCGAAUCUACGGCGCCAUUAGGGGUAACAUACCAUGCAAACUUCUCGUCGACGAGAAAUCGACAUAUUGUAACGUGCCUGUCCAUCGCUGGGGUUACGAUAGGGUCGGCAGCCAUGUCUAUCUGCCCGACCCCGGUAUUUAUUACCCGGCUCUGAAAGCCAUUGUCGAUUUACUGCAGAGGUACACUGUGUGCUUCCGAGGUAAUGCCACAGUAACAGUUGAAGAAGAGGAGAAACUUGUGAAAAUCGAAACGGACAUUUCAGAGUUCCAGAAGUCCUCAGAUUCGUCUAACUCAGCAGAGAGUUCAAUCCCCGAAGGCGACGACCCUCGCGGUGGUCGUGGCAGACUCGACACAUUGAAGGCAUUGUUUGCUGCAAUCAUAGGGCUGGCAUCUACGACGGUCGGAGCAGGUGGUGUCAUUUGGGCCAACAUGAGCGGCGUGUUCAUCUCUGGACCCCUGGGGUUCUUUCUAGCAACCGGCCAUUUCAGUGCUGGUGUUGCUGGAGCGGCUUGCUGCGCCGGCGUGGGCCUCGGAGCAGCAGCAGCAGGGUCUACGUAUCUGAUCGAUUGGGAACGACUGUGGAGGUGGCUCAAGGCCAAGCUUGCAUGGGCCUGGGAGAAGAUAGGUGUGUUUUGUUCUUGGGUGUGGGAGAAGAUCAAGUCUGCAGCUUGCGCCGUGGGUUCUGCGAUGUAUGAGUUGGGUGUGUGGCUGGCUUCGUGGUUUUGA